Molecule: messenger RNA, 1051 nt
Organism: Cynara cardunculus var. scolymus (artichoke)
Lineage: Eukaryota; Viridiplantae; Streptophyta; Magnoliopsida; Asterales; Asteraceae
Product: non-classical arabinogalactan protein 30
Exons: 2
Coding region: 1-867 (288 amino acids)
Source: RefSeq, a predicted model, not a curated record
AUGGGUUUUAGGGUUUUGCUCUCAGUGAUGGUUCUCACCUCUUGCUUCAUGGUGAAUGUGUUCGGUGGUGAUGAUCUUGAUCUUGUGAGCUGGACACAGGCUCCACACCACGCGCCGUCGUACCCACCGGUGGGAGCUCCACCGCCGCACCACCAUCACAAGGGUCCAGGUGGUCACCACCACAAACCUGCUGUUCCCCCCACCGCUCACCCACCAACUGUGGCUCCUGUUCACCCACCAAUCAAGACUCCGGUUGCCCCACCCACCAAGGCUCCGGUUGCCCCACCUACCAAGGCUCCGGUUGCCCCACCCACCAAGGCUCCGGUUGCGCCGCCCACCAAAGCUCCGGUGAAACCACCCACCAAGGCUCCGGUUAAGCCACCAACCAAGGCACCUGUCCACCCACCAAUUCACUCACCGGCUCCGAAGCACGCACCACUUCCGACACGGAGGCAGGUGGCGGUUCGCGGUGUUGUUUACUGCAAAGCUUGCAAGUACAAGGGGGUGGAUACACUCAUGGCUGCUACUCCUCUUCAGGGAGCUGUGGUACUCUUAACAUGCAACAACACCAAGUACCCAUUGAGGGUUAAAGCUACAACCGAUAAGAAUGGCUUCUUCUUCAUUAUGCCACCUAAGACGUUGACCACCUAUGGGGCCCACACAUGUAGGGUCACUUUGCUAUCGUCACCAAAGGCUACAUGCAACCAACCCACCAACUUACACUACGGUCUCAAGGGUGCCACCCUGGUCCUGACCCCCAAGCCACAUGGCUCGAGCCUACCAGCGGCGCCACCGCUCCCCUUCGAUGUGUUCACCGUGGGUCCGUUUGCAUUCGAAGCAUCUAAGAAGACACCAUGUACCCAUUAAAAUUUAGAGGGACUGAUUUUGUCAAGAAUAAAAGUUCAGGGGUGUGAAGGUUAUGAUUAGAAUUAUCUUUUAUUUUAUUUGGAAUUUAGAUGUUUGAGGGGUAGUUUGGUAAUUUCAUGAAAGGAGGGCUUUUUGGUAUGUGGUACUAUGGUAAUAAAUGUGGAGUAAAAUCUACUUUUCAACC